Messenger RNA from Ipomoea nil (Japanese morning glory), 3091 nucleotides. Its product is annotated as B3 domain-containing transcription repressor VAL1-like. The record is from RefSeq and is a predicted model, not a curated record. NCBI's taxonomy places the organism in Eukaryota, Viridiplantae, Streptophyta, Magnoliopsida, Solanales, Convolvulaceae. Gene Ontology annotation, molecular function: zinc ion binding; DNA binding. The coding region runs from base 357 to 2918 and encodes 853 amino acids. The transcript is spliced from 14 exons.
UCUCUCUUCUCUGUUUUGCAUGCAUAGCUUCUCUCUCUCUACAUAUACUAUCUGUUUCUCUCUCUAAAUAAAUAAAUAUAUAUAUAUAAAGCAAUUCUCAUCUGGAUAUAUUAUCCACUAUACAAAAACAAGCCCCGCCGACGGCCACCGCCGUUUUCACCGUUUAACUGCCUUUGACCCUUCAGAUUUAACUUAUGCGAUAGCAAAAGGGUUGAUUCUUUGUGAGGCUUGCUUGCGGUCCAUGUGUACGUUACAUUCGAUAGUUUGAGCAAGGGUUUUUGAUUGAUCUGGGAAAUUUGUGUUGUUGGAGUGUUGACGGAGGCCCUUUUGGGUUCAAAGGUUUGAUUUUUGGGAGAAUGGGGUCAAAUGUUUGCAUGAACGAGCUCUGCUGCUCGACGACGUCGUCUGAAUGGAAAAAAGGUUGGGGCUUGAAAUCAGGUGGAUUUGCUAUCCUUUGUUACAGCUGCGGAUCUGCUUACGAAAAGGUAGCUUUUUGUGAAACGUUCCACCUGGAUGAGUCUGGUUGGAAGGAGUGCAGAAUGUGUAGAAAGCGUAUUCACUGCGGGUGCAUUGCAUCAAAAUAUCUGUUUGAAUAUAUGGAUCUUGGAGGAAUAGUAUGUUUAAGCUGUGCAAGGAUAUUGGGGGGUCAAGCUUUGAGACCAAUACAGAUACCUAAUGAUGAUGUGCCUAGUGGCAUCUUGGCCAUGAAGAACAAGGAUGAUACACAGACCAUCCGUGUUGAAAAUAGAAUGGAUGAGAAUAUUUUAGAAAAGGGAAGGCUUCUGCAAUUAGGCAAGAGUGUAGAGGCCCGUGAGCCUAUCCAACUUUUUAAAUCUCGAAAUGAUGACAAAAUUAAAAGAGAAGAACCAAUCAUUCCUGCCGUGGAAGUCAUGUCAUGCUUCCCGAAUCUUAAUCAACAAUCUCUCAGAACUUCUGUACUUGAAAAAGCAGAAAAUUGCAUACCAAAACAGGCUGUCAAAGAUGCACCCGACAGUUUUAAUCAGCCAUCUCUAAAUUUCUCUUUGAGCACUCCCAUCAGUACUUCAAGCUCGGGAUUACCUUUUCCUUCUGGGGUUGGCAAGGUGUCUCCAUUUCAACAAGGGCAGAAGCCACACCAUAUUUUGCCCAAGCCACCCAAAGCUGGCUCGAAUUCAGGGUUUGAAUCAAAAAGCGGAAUAUCUACACCAACACGUGUUGCAAGGCCUCCCGCCGAAGGGCGUGGCGGCCGGAAUCAGUUAUUGCCUCGAUAUUGGCCUAGGAUUACAGACCAAGAACUGCAGAAAUUGUCUGGAGACUUGAAAUCCACUAUUGUGCCAUUAUUCGAAAAGGUUCUGAGUGCUAGCGAUGCUGGCCGGAUUGGUCGCCUAGUCCUCCCCAAGGCGUGCGCCGAAGCGUACUUUCCUUAUAUUAACCAUUCUGAAGGAAUACCAAUAAGGAUGCAGGAUAUAAAAGGGAAAGAGUGGACGUUUCAGUUUAGAUUUUGGCCCAAUAACAACAGCAGGAUGUACGUUCUGGAGGGUGUUACCCCCUGUAUACAAAAUAUGCAAUUGCAAGCCGGUGAUACAGUUACUUUCAGUCGAAUAGAUCCUGAGGGGAAACUAGUUAUGGGCUUCCGAAAAGCAACUAAUAAUGCUGAAAUGCAGGUUUCUCAAAAUUCAACACCUGCCAAUGGUGGCUGUUCUACAGAAAUUCCGCUUUCUGGUGCCACCGACAACCAUACUAAUGGAGGCCGAGAAACUGACAAGCCAUUGCAAAGAAAUGUGCUUUCUCCAGAGAAGAAGAAAGUUCGGAACAUAGGGUGCAAAAAUAAAAGGCUCCUGAUGCACUCCGAAGAUGCUAUGGAGCUGAGGAUCACUUGGGAAGAAGCACAGGAGUUGCUCCGUCCACCUCCAACUGUGAAUCCAACUAUAGUUGUGAUUGAGAACCAUGAAUUUGAAGAAUAUGAUGAACCACCGGUUUUUGGAAAGAGGACAAUCUUCACCUCUCGAUCAUCUGGAGAGCACGAACAAUGGGCUCAAUGUGACAAUUGCUCCAAAUGGCGUAGGUUGCCUGUGCACGUUCUCCUUCCAGCAAACUGGACAUGCUCGGAUAAUGUUUGGGACUCAAACAGAUGCUCGUGCUCUGCCCCAAAUGAGAUGAAUCAAAAAGAACUCGAUGCAUUCCUAAGAGUUAGCAAGGUCAAAUUUGCGACAUUUUCAUGCCCAGAAACCAAGAGACGAAGAAUCGUUGAAAGCAGCAACGACGGUGAGCCUUCUGGCCUAGACGCCUUGGCGACUGUUGCAGUGUUGGGAGAGAGCAUGAGUGAGUUGGGGGAGCCUUCUGCCGGAGCUACCACAAAGCAUCCUCGGCACCGCCCUGGCUGUAGUUGUAUCGUUUGCAUUCAGCCGCCCAGUGGGAAGGGCAAGCACGAAGCCACGUGUAAAUGCAACGUAUGCCUGACCGUGAAGCGCAGGUUCAAAACACUGAUGCAGCGUAAGAAGAAAAAACAAUCAGAACGUGAGUUAGAACUUGCACAGGGGAAGGAUAAAGAUAAACUUCCUCGUAAAGAUGCUGCUGCUGCAAAUGAACCCACCUCAAUACCUAUGAACCACCCAGAGAACGAGGCCUAUCAGAAGGAAGAUCGCCAUGAUGCUAUGGAGGAGGAUGUCGGGACUAGCAAGGGUCAGCUAGACCUGAACUGCCACCCUAACCGUGAAGAUGACAUGCAACCCGAGGAGGCAUCUGGACUACUGUGCAUAAACACGGGAGCUGACACUGACCUUCCCUCUAGGACGUACAAUCUAGCAAUGACGACGGGUAAGUGUUUGCUCGCACAGACCACCGAAGAAACCAAAGGAAAGCAGUCAAACCACCCAGACAAUAAUAGACACAUAACCCCCGCGGAGACCAAGUCAGAGAAUGAGCCUGCACAAGGGUAAAACAUAUAUAUAUUCUUUAUAUCAUUUGCGUAGGGAAAUUAUAGAGCAUCUGUGUACAACCCCAUAUAGUUCACACUUCAUACAAUGUAACAAACAGCCCAUGUUUGUGUUCCAUUAGCUGUUUGCCAUACUAACAUUUGCAGGAAUACUUAAACUAUGAGUGACCAUUAAAU